CCGCGCGGCCGCCCGCCGCCCCUCUGAGCCCCGCUCGGGGGCCACCGGGCGCCCCAGACCCGACCCCCGACCCCGCCGCGCCCGCCGCCGCACUUGUCCCCCCGCGCGCCCCCUGGAGCGCCGCGCACCCCUGGGACCGUUGCGCGCCCCGGGUCCCCAGCAUAACCCCGCGACCCCGCGCGCCCGCCGUCCCGGUACUACCCCGAGAACCCCGCGCGCCCCUGGACCGCGACGCAGCUCCGGGACCUCCGCGCGCCUCGGCAACCCCGCGCGCUCUCACAACCCCGGGGCUCGGCCAACCCGGCUGCGCGUCCCGGCCAAAGGGCCCCGCCCCAGAGGAUCCCCCUCUUGCAACAGACGGAGCCCCGCCCCAGAGGGACCCCCCAGGUCCGGCAGGGACAUCCAGCCACGCCCCAGAGGGCUCCCGGCAUCCCGUGUCUGGAGCCCCGCGCUCCAGAGGAACCUCCGUGCCCAGCCGGGGGCUGCCCGCCCAGCUGAGGGGCGCCGCCCAGAAGGGUCCCCCGCGCCCCGCGGGCCCCGGCAGGAUGCACGCCGCCCUGGCGGGGCUGUUGCUCGCCGCCCUCCUCGCCACCGCCCGCGCCCGCCCGCAGCCCCCGGACGCAGGACAGUGCCGGCCGCCCGGAUCGCAGAGGGACCUGAACUCCUUCCUGUGGACUAUUCGGCGCGACCCGCCGGCCUACCUGUUUGGCACCAUCCACGUCCCCUACACCCGCGUCUGGGACUUCAUCCCGGACAACUCCAAGGCGGCCUUCCAGGCCAGCGCCCGCGUCUACUUUGAGCUGGACUUGACAGACCCCUACACCAUCUCGGCGCUGGCCAGCUGCCAGCUGCUGCCGCACGGGGAGAACCUGCAGGACGUGCUGCCCCGUGAGCUCUACUGGCGCCUGAAGCGCCACCUGGACUACGUGAAGCUGAUGAUGCCGUCGUGGAUGACGCCCGCGCAGCGGGGCAAGGGGCUCUACGCCGACUAUCUAUUCAACGCCAUCGCGGGCAACUGGGAGCGCAAGAGGCCGGUGUGGGUGAUGCUCAUGGUGAACUCGCUCACGGAGACCGACGUGCGCUCCCGGGGCGUGCCUGUGCUUGACCUCUACCUGGCCCAGCGGGCCGAGAAGAUGAAGAAGAGCACCGGGGCCGUGGAGCGCGUGGAGGAGCAGUGUCAUCCGCUCAAUGGGCUCAACUUCUCCCAGGUGCUGUUUGCCCUGAACCAGACCCUGCUGCAGCACGAGAGUGUGCGGGCCGGGAGCUUGCAGGCACCCUACACCACCGAGGACCUCAUCAAGCACUACAACUGUGGGGACCUCAACGCCGUCAUCUUCAACCACGACACAUCCCAGCUACCCAACUUUAUCAACACCACCCUUCCGCCGCACGAGCAGGUCACGGCCCAGGAGAUCGACAGCUACUUCCGCCAGGAGCUCAUCUACAAGAGGAAUGAGCGGAUGGGGAAGAGGGUCAUGACUCUUCUGCAGGAGAACGAAGACAAGAUCUGCUUCUUUGCCUUCGGAGCAGGUCACUUUCUGGGGAACAACACAGUCAUCGACGUCCUUCGGCAGGCAGGGCUGGAGGUGGAGCACACGCCCGCAGGACAGACCAUCCACAGCCCUGUUGCCCGGAGCCCGGCACCUCCACCCGAGGGGACCUCAGCGAGCCCCGCCCAGGCGACCCCAGCUGCUGCCAUCCCUGCGGUCCCCUCGGCAGCCCCCACUGCCCCGCCUGAGGAGGAGGACCCAGCCCUGUCCCCGCACCUCCUGCUACCCGACAGCCUCAGCCAGCUGGAGGAGUUCGGGAGACAGAAGAAAUGGCACAAGAGACAGAACAAACCCCAGCGGCCGCGGCAGUUCAAUGACCUCUGGGUCCGCAUCGAGGACAGCACCACCGCCUCGCCACCACCACUGCCCUUCCAGACCACGCACAGCUCCGGAACAGCCAAGCCCCCCUUCCAGCUCUCCGACCCGCGCCAGCAGCAGGAAGAGCCAGGGCUGGCCAGCAGCUCAGCGCCCAGCCGCUCACAGCCCGCCCUGGGCCUCCUCCCCGCCAUCGCUGCCAGCAUCACAGCCCCCUUCCUGCUGCACACCCUCGGGCUCUCCUGACCUCGGCCGCCCACCUCCCUGCCGGGUGCAGAGAAAGAAGCCAGAGAAACCGAUGGGAGGGUCUGCGGCCACACCCACGGCCCCUGCCACCACCUCCAGGGGUGCCGGACACCUCAUGGGUAGUCCAGACGGGAUCUGUUAGAACACUAGAGCUUUAUUGUACCCGAGUUACAUCUUCUUUUUUGUAGAAGGAUCUUAAUUUCCCAUAGUGCUAUGGGGCUGUUUUGUAAAAUAUGUGUCCAUAUUAAAAAAGGAAAAUGUAUUUAUUCUACUGAUAAAACUAUUUUUAUGUGGCCAAUGUUAAUAACACUUUAACUAGCCCCAUCGCCAACCCAGGAGGUGAACCCACUUUGCCAGGACGUCUGCCACCUCAUGGGGACCGUGGCUUUGAACGGGCUUGCUUCUGGGUCAGCAGAAGCCUCCAGCGUCCGGGUUUGGCUUCUCCCACUGUAGGGACCUCAGAGGGAGGGGCAGGCAGACAGGCUUAGCUUUUGUGAAGCUAGAUUUGGGAGCCAGAGAUGUGAACGCUAACGGUCCUUCCUUCCCCUGGAUGCAUCCUAGGGCUGGGAAGAUACUUUAGGAAAGAGAAUGCUGCUAUUUUGAACACCCUGAGUGUCUGUGAACUGGCCCCCCAGACCUCUUGGUAUGUGUUCCAGCCAAAGCUCUUGGGUGGGGGAAGGGAUGUUGGUGCGGAAGGAAGUGGUCCCACAGCCCCAUGUGACAGAUGGUUAAACUCGCCAAAGAGAGUAAGGUUGUUGCCCCAGGUCACAAAGCAAGUGGGAGAUCCGGGCCGUGAGUCCAGACCUCCCUGUUCUGGUAUCGUUAAUCCAGCUUGGCUUACAGGAGAGGCUGUUGAAGUCACGGCCAAGUGGGGUGAGCUGAACCGAAGGACAGGAGUGGGCACUGAAGGGCAGUUUUAGAGACAGAGCCUCUAGGAAUCCCACGGUAAUGAUACUUGUAAUGAGAGCUGCCGUUUGUCCGGAGCCUGCAGUGCGGCAGGCAUUUUGCACUUUCACUUUAUCACAGAUCCUCACGCCAGUUCUGUGAGAUACAAUUGGCCCCGUUUCACAGGUGAGGAAACUGAACCCCCAUAAGAGAUAAAGAGACUUGUUCAACGUCACCCAGCCCGGACGUGGCCCUAGAUCAGUGUGAUUCAAAAGCAAUGCUUGUCUCCUAGACCAUAGUCUGUUGCGGUCUCUUUGCACAGGGAAUCUCCAAGGGAGGCAGGUCUCACCCAAAUAUGCCAGCUCACGCUUCUUACUCCAGCCAAAGAGACCACUUGGCUACAGUGACCGUGUUGGUCCCUCUAGCCAACGGGCUCUGGCAACGGGCUCUCCCACGUGUCCCAUGUCCCAACUUGUCUUAUCUUGAAGCCGAUGAGAGGCUUUCUUGCCAAAUCAGAGAGGCUGAAGGAUAGCUGUGAUGGGCCUGGUAAGGCAGAGGCAGCCAAAGCGGGGCAAGCAGGCCAGGGAGACUCAGAGAAACUGACCAGCUCCUCUGUCCUCAAGGUGGUGGCUGAGAAGGACCCAGGUUGGUUGCCUCCCAGCCCUGAACCCUCACUGGGCUGGCAGCUCAUCAGUUACAGAGUCCUGGAACCCAAGAGCAGAAAGGGCCCCUUGUUUGACAAAUAAUAACAGUGAGAGUAAAAAUAAGGCCCAGAGAGGUGAGGCAUUUCCCCAAGGCUGCACAGCUGAGCAGGUCUGCUGACUCCCAGCUCAGUGCUCCCCGGCGUGACUGCGCCAUGGGCUUCCCUGGCAGGCCUGGUAGUGUCUGAUUAGAAUCAGGGCCAUUGUGCCCAGCUUGGCAGCGGUCUCCCUUCUGAGACAGUAGAAUUCUGGGCAGCUCGUUGGAUGGUCAGAAGUCCCACAGGCAUCUUGGCAGGCAGCUGAAUUCUUUUUAGCUCUGACCCAGAUGGAUGUGUUUGAACUUGAGAUCUGGCAGGAGCCCUGAGCUCUGCUUCAGAGGGUCCAGCCAGCCCCAUGGGUACCACACUGUAAACUGAACUUGACCCCAGCCAAGGCUGGAGUCCGUUUAUCCUUGGCAGAAAUGUGACUUCCUAUUUCCGAGCAGGAAGGGGCUUAGCUGACUUACAAAGCAGACUCAGAAGGCCUGCUGGACAUCAAAUGCAUCGUGCAGAGUGCUAUUUGGAUGAGAUAAGUGUAAAGGAAUUAGAAACACACAGGCCAGAUUCCCCGCUGUUCAGGGCAGAGGGUGGCAUGAGACGUAUUGAGAUGGAGCUUGAGGUUAAUUAAAGAUGAAGCAUUUGGUAAACAGUCCACGCAUCUGACCGCAUGCCCAGAUCUGUACCAGGCACGGGGCCAAAGAGGUAAAUUAAUGUAGUGUGUGAUUAUCAAACACACACAGUGCCAGGCUCUGUGUUGGGGCCAAAUACAGCCACCUUCCUUGGCGUAGAGGAACUCAUCGAGAUGCAACGAGCAGCCCAAUCCUAGGUUCUUAGAGGGAACUUUAAAGGUUGUUCUGUCCAGGUCCCUGAUCACAGGCAGAGCCCCCAGAUCCCUCCUCUGGGCAGGUUGGGCGAUCCCAAACGCUCCCUCCACCAAGCACUCGAGUGUUUAAAGAAAACCACGUGGCCAACUGAUCAGGUAGACAUGUGCUGAUGGGACAGCCAGAGCCGGUGUGAGUUAGACAGACAUCUGCAGCCUAAGUUCACUGGUCCCUGAGGACCACCCGCUGGCCAGGGUUUGAAAUGAACUGAACUUGCUGACAUACGUUGCAGAAGACCCGAGGCACAUGUACAAAAAUCUGCAUGGCUGGGGCCCUUGAAUUCUCUCUUCCUGGGCCCGGGAACCAUCAUCCCAUCCACAGCCACUCAUGUGCUUUGGAUGAUCUAUCCACCACUGCUGACAUUUUUUCCAGCACAUUCUGUGUGCCUCGCCUCAUAAAAUGCCCCCGUUGCUCUGAGAGCAUCGUGUCCGUGUCUUAAGACUUUUACAUUUGACCUUGAGGCAGGCAGAGAAGAUCAGGGACUGAGAGCCAGCAUGUUAGUGGUGGCCCUGGGUCCCGUCUCUCAGGAUGGCUGACGAAAUGACCAAGGGGUUUUCUGGGUCAGCUCAGAAUGGCCCUGUCUCCUAAUCUCCCUCUGGGCUGUUCUGAGCACCAGCAGCCCGGUGAAGGCAGGGACAGUAACGGUGUAUAAGUCAAGCUGCAGGGAGCUGCAGAGGGCCCCUGAGGGCCCCCCAGCUCUGACAGUCAAAGAUCUAGAGUCUAUGAAGCAUGGAAGCUUGUGCCGACUGGCAAGUUUGCCUUUGCACAGAAAAACCAUGACCGGAUUUUCCUCACACUAAAUGCUCUGUCACCCAAUUCCUGGCCUCAGCUGGAUUUGGGCUAGCCUAGGGACUCAGGAUCCUUGUCCCACCUGCCCAGUCUCCAUCCUGGGGCCAUGAUCACAAGGGGUCCCAAAGAAAGGUCCUCCACCAAAGGGAAAGUAUAGGAAAAUGCCACGAAGGACAAGAGAGGUUCUACCUGGGAAUUGCAGUUUUGCUGGUACCCUGUGUGGCAGAGAACAGAACUGGGGCUGGUGACGUGUUCCUCAGCCUGGCUUUCUACACCCUCCACAAUCAGACCCUGCUGACCAUGCCAGCCUCGCUUCUCAUCUCUCCCACCCUGUGCCUGGCCAGACUGAAGCAUAUUUGUCAUUUCCAGAAUAGACAGGAUGUUUCACACAUGCUGCUUCCUAGGCCUGGAAACGCCCUUCUAUUACCCUUAAUUGCUCGUACUUUGAAGAUCAACUCAGAUAGCACCUCCUACAGGAAGCCUUCUGCGUUGAGACCGUCUAUGCCUCUGUUCUCCUAUCAUACCGUGAGCUCCUCUAUGGCAAGGAUCAUGUGAAUUCAUCUUUGUGUCCUCAUCAGACAUAAAGAUGGCACUCAAGAGAUGUGUAGAGAGGGACGGAGGAAGAAAGGAAUGAAGGAAAGAAAGAAGAAGAGAGGCAGACCUUAACUCUGCUAGUGGAAUAGUCUUCGCAAAGGCAAAGCUGUCGGAAGACGGCAGGUGCCCCUAGAAGUGUUGAGUUUCCCGUCAGGAGCAGCGUAUGAACAGGGGCAGUAGGCACACUGGCUGGAGAUGUGGUAGGAGAGCUGAAGUCUUGGCAAGGGAGUGGGGUACGGUCCCUCCCGGCUCUUGAAUGCUCAGGUUCUUUGAACAUUGUUAUGUUUCCAAAAAUUCAUCUAAGCAGCCAAAAAAAUCACCCGGCCUGGCUGUCUAAACCAGUACGUUCCAGAAAUCAGUCCAGCCUCACCUCCCCGCCCCCCCCACCCCCUUUCUUCAACAGCCCAGCCGGGCCU
This is a messenger RNA of Orcinus orca (killer whale), 6415 nucleotides long. RefSeq names its product TraB domain containing 2B (gene TRABD2B). The transcript has 7 exons. The record is from RefSeq and is a predicted model, not a curated record. Gene Ontology annotation, molecular function: Wnt-protein binding; metalloendopeptidase activity. Gene Ontology annotation, cellular component: organelle membrane. Bases 546 to 2111 code for a protein of 521 amino acids. Gene Ontology annotation, biological process: negative regulation of Wnt signaling pathway. NCBI's taxonomy places the organism in Eukaryota, Metazoa, Chordata, Mammalia, Artiodactyla, Delphinidae.